Molecule: messenger RNA, 1595 nt
Organism: Botrytis cinerea B05.10
Lineage: Eukaryota; Fungi; Ascomycota; Leotiomycetes; Helotiales; Sclerotiniaceae
Exons: 1
Coding region: 453-1253 (266 amino acids)
Source: RefSeq, a predicted model, not a curated record
GCUGCUAUGUAGUGAUUCGCCCCAUUCACUUUGCAUAGCUACCAGCUUGAUUAACCUUAUGGUAUACGCGAAGGCUUUUCGUGUGUGACCUCUACCACCUUCUACUCUUGUACAGUAUAGCGAAGAAGACUGCUUUCAUUUAAGCAUCUUCAUUAUGGUUUUGAUAGUAGAACGUAUCUCUAUGUCAGCAUGCAUCAUGCAUGAUAUGAGGGGUAGGAAUAAGGAUGAGGUCAGUCAGCCUCCAACCAUCGAGUCUGACAUUCUUUCCUUUUCACCCUCUACAAAUUUCACAGCAACUCGUCUGCACAAAAAGUAGUUUGUAUGUUAAAAAGCCUCUUCCAUACGAUAUUUUAUUACUGACAAACUGUAAGCUUUACUCCCGCAGCAAAUUCACUCAAAGUCUCUUGUUGUGAUAUGAAUCUUUCCCACCUUCUACAAUCAAUAGCUGUGUGAUGGAAAUCGCAAAUGAGCCCGGAUUCUCAUCACCAAUCCCCCAAUCGCAAAACUCUAAACUCAACUUUCUCGACCUUUCCAUUGAGAUACGGCUCAAAAUAUACGAGGAACUUCUAGUCGUUCCAGAACCACUAUCACUCAUAUUGAGUUCAAGCCCAGGCGACCGAACAAAAUCAAUCAUCAUCAGACAAGGUAGCACCUGCCCAUCUCCCCAGCUAUUGCGAGUCAAUCAACAAAUCCAUCGCGAAGCUACUCCUUUGUUGUAUCGCAAGAAUCGCUUUCACCUAUCACGUUUGCAUCGCGACUUUGGAGUUUACAUGAUGCCGUCUAAUCACGGCAUCGUGAAAUUCCUUACCCGGGUGGGUGAUUACAAUGCCGGCAUGAUUCGGCAUCUGGGUAUCUAUUUUCCAAUAUGUACAACCGAUCUCGAUCUGAUCAAGAAAGAAGCUCUGGAGUCUAUUCGCAAUAAGUGUACUGAUCUGACGACGGUGAAAAUUCUGGUGUGGAAUAGCCCUGAUCUGGAUGGAACUUACGGGAGAGUUGGAUUUGAUGAGGCUAGUGAUAACAUCCCCCUCGUGCAAGAUUUGAAGAUGAUAGAUGCGGAGCUGAAAAAGAUUUCUUCGCUGAGAGAGAUUGCCGUCGACUUUUGUAUCUUGUACUGGUGGUCAAGAGCUGAGUUUGAGGAUUGGAUGAGAAAAAUGAUGUGUUAUUGUGGUUGGGAGGUUCAGCUUACAAUGGAAGAGACGCCGGAUUCAGAUGAUAGAGAUCCUCGUCUCACUGAGUAUAGGUCAUUUGACUAGUCAUAGACUAUAGGAAAGUGAUGGAUGGCAUGAGAAGAGAGCCAUGAGUAGCAGUAUUUGAGCAGAGUUUGACCGUUUACAAAAGCGGAAAUUUUGUGUGUGUGUGCGUGCGUGUUGAUUCUGCAAACAGCCUAGAAGAAGUGAUUUAGAGUCAAGAUGUAAGUUUAGAUAGACGGUCAGUAUUCAAUACUGUACAAUCUUGAUUUCGAGUCCUGUGGAGAGCGAGAUAAAUGACGAGAGGGAUAAAUCCAGCCCAGAGCAUUCCUCCCGCGGUUUAUCCAGCAGGGCACCAUAGUAAUGGACUUUGAUAUCUAUCGCAGACAUCUAAAUUUACUACUUGCA